AUGGGAAACUUUAAUUUCUUAUUAGAAGCAUUUUUAACAAAUUAUCAGAUCUAUGAUAAUAAAGCUUAUGAUAUUUCAGAAAAAUGGGUAAAUUUACUUUUAAUACAUUCAUCUUUAAGAAAUCUUUCAUAUAUAUAUAGCCAAACUCCUAAAUCAUGGGUUUAUUUUUUUGUGAUUAUAAUUCGACCAUCGCAAGCCAUUUAAAUUGGUUAUUUUUCAAUUUUUGGUUUAGUUUUUGCAAUUUACCAUUUAUUUUGCAUUUUAAUGCCUACUUUAAUUGGAAAUACUUUAUUGAGCUCUAUUAAUACUUUAUUGAAAGUCUCUUUGCUUAAUAUUGUUUUAGAAUAAUUUCAAGAUUUAUUUGGUUACAUAAUUGGAAGCGUACUUUUAUUGUUUUAAAUAUUCGAAUAUUUUUUCAUUUAAUGGACAUUGAAUGUUAAUUAAAAGAAUUUUCAACUUGUUAGAAUUAGUUUUUCAAGAACAAUUAAAUUUCUUUUAGAUAUUUUUUUGAUAAUUGCGUAUAAAUUCAGAUUUAAUAUCAUUUUAAUCUAAAUUAUCUCAAUGACAAAUUCUCUUGUCGAUUCAUUUAUAAUAUUAACUGAAAAAUCUGAUUUAAAUUUAUUAAUUAAAUCAAUUAUCCUUUCAAUUUAGUUAUUAACUAUAUAUUUAGGAAUUGCUUAAUUUAUAAAGUAUGAAAACUCUUAUACUUUGAUUUUGGUGCCUUUCUUUUUUAAAAUUGCAUUUGGAAUAAGAAAAAAUAAAUCUAAUCUUAAUUCUAAAGAUCAUAUUGUUCAGGCAUCAAUUUUUCUUAAAUAAAAAAAAUUUUAUGAGUGUUUCAUGAUUUUACUAAAAUAUAAAGAAUCUAAUCUAUUGAGAUAAAUUAAAUUAAAACUAAUUUUAUAGUAGGCUGUCAAUGAAUUUAAUUUUGUUAUAAAUAAAAACUUUUAAACGCCAACAAUUCAAAAGGAUUUAGUAAUGAAAUUAAUUUAGAAUGAUUCAUUAAAUUAAGCAAUUUCAUUAGAAAUUAAUUAAAUUAUAAAAUGUAAAAUUGAUCUCCUUUAAAAUUGGUAUUAAAAUUCAAUUUAAGAUAUUUUAAUUUUUAUUAGAAAAAUUAUAAAUACAAAAUAAAAAUUGGAUAGUUUUUAUUAUAGAUAGUCAUUAAAGUGUAAUUAAUCGCUAAUAUUAUUUUUUUAUGCAGAAAUCCUGAAUGAUAUAAUAUAAGCUAAUGAAAUUCUUACUCAUGUAAAGAAAAUUACUAAUGCAGCGAUUAAAGAGUCAUUUUUAUAUAAAAAAACACAAUACAUGAAAAUAAAGUUUUUAGAUUCAUAAUACAUGAUUGAAUCUAUUUCUAGUAAUGCUCCUCAACAAUACAAAAAAAAAUUAUUAAAUGAAUUGAUUCCUUAAGGAGUUAGAGAACAUCAUGAUGAACUGAUAUAAAAUUAUUUAACUACUGGUUAAUCUAAAUUUUCUCGGAAUUUUAGCAAAAAUUAUAUAUAGAAAGACGGAUUUAUAGAAUCUAUUAAUUUAGCUAUUCAAAUUAUUUAUACUCAUUAAAUUUAAUUUAUUUCACUUUUUACCAAAAAUGCAAAAUAAAAUAAUGUAUUUAUUAUCAUAACAAAUGAGAAUUUUGAAUUAAAAUCUAUGUCAGAGUAUUCUAAUCAAAUACCAUUUUUGGAUAAAGUAUUUAAGCUUGGCAUUUAUGUCAAUAAAAUAAUCAAUUAAUUAAAUUCAGUCUCUUAAUCUUGUCUAAUUGAAAGCUCAUUAUACUAUUCUCAUCCAAUUAUAAAAUCACGCUAAAGCUUUUAUAAUGAAACAUCAGAAUAAAUGAAUUAUUUUUGCGAUAUAAAUGUGACUGUAAAAAUAAUUAAUGAUGCACCAACAUAUUAUAUUUUGGAAUUAGAAAACUUUAGAAAUUUUUUAACAACUAAAAAAGAAACUUAAGUUUAAACAUAUACUUCUUUUGUAUCUGUUAAAGGUUUGAAUAAUUGUGAUGAAGUAGAUUAGAAUGAAGCUUUGUUAAUACCUUAUUAAUCUGAUGAAUAAAUUAAAAAAUUUGAUGUAGAUCUGCAUUAAUUAAUAACCUCUAGGGAUGAAGACUUAUAUUUCUUACAUAAUGAUAUUGAUAAGAAUUAGUUAGCAUUUGAUAAAUCUAAUACAAUACAUGAAUAAUAACUCAAUGAUGAAUACGAACAAGAAGAGUUUAUGAUUGAUGUUAAAUCACAAGGUUCUUCGAUAGAAUAAUUAAGAUAAUCCAAAUUUAUUAGAAAGUAUAGUUUAAUAAAUAGAUUUAACAAUCAUUUACCUUUGAAAAAGCAAUAAUAGAUUCUUAUCUUAUUAUUUAUCUUGUGUAGUAUAAUAUCAAUUAUAUUUAUAAUAAUUGUAAAUAAAUUAAACAUAUUUUUUAGGAGUUGUUAAGUUUAAACCUAAUUGGAUUUGCAAGUGAUAUCAAUUUGCUUGAAAUUAAGAAUUUAUUUUUUUAACCAUUAGAUUUAUUUUUGGCUACAAGAUGGAAUUUGUGGACAUAUAAUUAUGAAAAAUAAAAUGCUAUUAUUACUUAAGAAGAAUAUAAUGAGUUAUCUAAGUUUUCAAUAUCAAACUUAGGAGAGGGAUAUAAUUAAUUGAAUUUUAACAUGUAAUCAGUAUUGUUCAAAUACGAUUUAUAAAAUUUGUUAUAGAAUAAGAUUUUAUCAGUUUUUUAAUAAACAGACACAUUUAAAAAUGAAAAGUACAAUAUGACUUUAAGGAGUGCUAUAUCAAUACUAUUAAAUUUUUAAUAUAUACUAAAAAUGAAUUAUGUUUACGAAAAAACAGUGAAAGCAGAUAGUCCAUAAAUAUUUUAUAGUUUUAAAAAUUAUCCAUUACUUAGAGAUAUACUUACAGAAUUAAACGAAGAUAUAAUGAUUGCAACCAUUGCCAGAGGAUAAGAAUUUGAAACUAAACUUAUAACUUUUUUCAUCUGUUAAUAAGUAAUAUUAUUUAUGAUAAUUUUAUUAAUUUUCGGAUUAAAAAGGUACACAACAAAAAAACUGUAACUUUUUUUAUCUCUAACUUCAUAUGUAGAAGAUAAUUAUUUAUAAAAAGAAAUUUAAAAACAAAAAGCUCUAUUAAGUUUACUCUAAGAAGACAGAACAAAAUUAUUUUUUUACAAAUUUAAUUUAUUUGAAAAAGAAGCAUCUUUUAUAUAAAAAAGAACAGAUAAAACAACAGAAAAUUAAAAGACACAUCGUAUAAUUGAUUAAAAUAGAUUACCAAUAAUUUAAUUUACUAUAUUCCUUGGAUUAUUUUAUAUUCUAAUUUAAGCAAGUUCAGUUGUAAAUUAUCUUUAGUAUAUGAAUUAUUUAAAGAAAUAUCCACAGACAGCUGCUUAUAAAAAAUAAUUAAGUGAUUUAAGUGGUGAUAUACCAUUAAUGUUUGCAUAAAGGGAGGUUUUAUAUGGUAGAAAGAAUUAUAUGUAUUUGGAUUCAGCAUACUUUGAUACAAUAUUUAAAUAUGUGCAAGAAUCUUUAAAUUAAACAAUAGCUUUUUCUUCAUCAAAUCUAGAUUUCUCAAAGUAAUUAUAAGAUUAAUAUAGAAUUUUGAUGAGUGAAAAAUUUGAAAAAUUUUACAAUGAGAUAUUAAUAGAAAAUCUAUGCUAAUUUUUACCUGAAUAUUUGAUUGAAAAAUCAAAAUAAUUAUGUCCUAUAACAAUGAGUGGAAAUAUGAAAAGAGGACUUAAAAUAAUGUUAGUUUAUAUAUCAUCUCUAAUUGAAACAGAUAUGGCUAUAAACAAUUUUACUUACAGAGCUCGUCCAACUUCAAAUGAAUUAGAAGGAGCUUAUAUGAUAUCCGAGAUUAUAAAUGUUAUAAAUAAAUCAUUUUAUGAUGAUUUAAUAGAUAUUACAACAUCAUUAGUUGAAUAAUAGAUGGUAUUUAAUAUAAAUAUUUAGACUUUUAAUAUAUUGUAUUUAUUAGUAUUAUUUGGAGUAUUGAUUGUUAUUUUGACUAUGAUUAGACCAUGUAUGUAUAAAAAUAGCAGAAAUAUUAUAUAAUUGAUUUAUCUAAUUCCAGAAUAUACCUUAUAUAAUGAUGAGGCAUUUGAAAGAACUUUAAGAUUAUUAAUAAAUUUAUGA
This is a messenger RNA of Paramecium sonneborni, 4109 nucleotides long. The record is from the annotation of a GenBank genome assembly. NCBI's taxonomy places the organism in Eukaryota, Ciliophora, Oligohymenophorea, Peniculida, Parameciidae.